Messenger RNA from Amoebophrya sp. A120, 1893 nucleotides. The record is from the annotation of a GenBank genome assembly. Lineage: Eukaryota; Dinophyceae; Syndiniales; Amoebophryaceae.
UGGAAAAAGUUUGAAAAAAAUGGCAAAAAAUUGCUUCAUAACGUGGGUGGAAGCAAUCGUCGGAUUUUGCCCAGAUCACCCGGGCCACUUGAAAAAUGAAAAAAGAUGAGAAAUUGCGCAAAAGCGCAAUCCCUCCGCAGGCUUCAAAACUGCCACCCAGGUGGGGGCGGUGAAAGUGUGCAGGUCGCCCGGGCCACUUAGAAAAUGGAAAAAGAGAAAAAAAUGCGCAAAAGCGCAAUCGCUCCGCAGGCUUCAAAACUGCCACCCAGGUGGGGGCGGUGAAAAUGUCCAGGUCGCCCCAGCCACUUGAAAAAUGGAAAAAGAGAAAAAAAUGCGCAAAAGCGCAAUCCCUCCGCAGGCUUUAAAACUGCCAGUCAGCUGCGGUCGGUGAAAAUGCCCGGAGCCCUUCGGCCGACUAAAAACCUGAAAAAAGAGCGAAAAUUAAAAAACAUCGAGAACCCUCGGCAGGCUUACAAACUGGUCGCCAAGGGCGGUCCGGCGGGCGCGCGCUUGCGCCAUACCAUGGCGAUUGGGGAAAAAAAAUCGCAUUAGAAGCGGGCGGGGGUAUGUUACAAAAUCCCCAUUUGCCCUGGGUUGUGGGCAGAAAUUCGGCAUCUUCCCCGGGUCUGAAAUGGACCGAAUGUUUGACGUCGUGAACGAAUGCCAUACUAUCGCGGCCGGCGGGGGAAUAUUCAAUGCCGGUAACCACCGGAACUAUCCAGGUGAAAAUGUAAAUGAAGAUGAAUUUGCCAACAUGCAUACAGCACAUCAACUCGCGACGACCACAGUGAAUAUCGGCGAAGCCUCCGACAGCAUCGUGGCCAUCCAGGACCAUAAAGACUUUAUCGCCAAGCAUGUGUUUCUAUCCAAAGGGCAAAUUAUGUCAUGUCGGAGUCUCUGGAAGUUAGUACUAGAGUGCAUUUGUUCUAUCUUAUUGUCGCGCAGGAGCUUUACAGUAAAUGCUUCUUGUCGGACUUUACUGCACCGAUAGUUGUACUCUGGAGAAUGCAACAAGGAAACCCAUUUUUGUGGCUUGUUGUUUUGGCGGCCAUGCAACGGAUUUUUGUGUAAAAAUAUUAGUCGAGAAGCAGCAAUUCACAGUGUCCUUCCAGACCCAGAGACGCCGUACUACAUUCUAUUUGCAACGCAUACUUUCGACGGACGUUCGACUUGCUACAGGAAGAGAUCCACUUGUACGACCGCAGCAGCUGCUUGGACGGGAGGAUGACCACUGCGGCGACCACUGCUUCCUCGUCUAGCUCGGGCGGGAACAACGGUGGGAAACACUCUGAUAGUGAUGAUUUUGGUGUUGAUGUUUCCACCAGUACUGCUACCGGAUAUGAACUGCAAAAGUAUCGUACUAGUAGAAAUCGCAAUACAAACUGGCUCAGCAUUACAAAUUAAAUUUGUAAUGCGGAUUUGCCUUAGGAACGAGAUUUGUAAUGCAUGAAUGCGAUUAGUACGAGUACGUUACUUUUGCACAGGAUACCGGAAUCCUCGCGACGAUGUACCGAUAUUACGUGGAAGACCACACAUAUCGCAAGAAAAACCUGUUCACUGUGAACUUGUGAUGCAUAGAAUGGAGCACACAACUAUUUGUCUUGCUACACAUACAAGACAUUGGGUUUUUCAAUGUGUUUUCCCUUAGAAACCGCGCAUGGCAAGUUUUCUUGGUCAUGUGUAUACGAACUUGUAAUGCAAAACUUGCAAAAUCCUUACAGUGAAACACUUUUUUUACGAUAACACAGCUUCUGGAACGACGUGACGGUCGUGAUCUCCAAAACGUUUGAAAAGCCAAGCGCUUUUAUAUGCGAAGUAAAUGCUCAACAUUGAAGCACUUAUGCAAUUGCACUUGAAGAAAAGCUAAUUUCCUGUACACGGCGUGACAUCCAU